AUGCGACCGUUACUGUGCGUGUUACGCGUAGGGUUGUCCGCCUUGUUUGCUGGCGAGAGGGGGGCGACGGCCGACGACGUGAUUCAUUUCUUAGCGGAGGCAGCACCUGAGGCUACGUCACGGCUCCUCAAGGCUGGCCUAGCCGCUGCGACCCACCAUAGCUCUGGUGAUGGGACCCAAGGGCCUCAUCAGCCGCCUGCUCGACUCCAGACCUGCAUUGCCUGCCCCACUCCCCCUCCUCUCUUCCCACUCUCCUCCCCCCAGUGCCCCACGAUAGCGCUGGUGAUGGGUCCCAAGGGUCUCAUCAGCCCGCUGGUCAUGGGACCCAAGGGCCUCAUCACACCCAAAUGUGAUGACUCCGGUUGUGGAUUGUCGGCUCUCCUCGCACCCAAAUUCAAUGACCUCCCCACCAUAGCGCUGGUCAUGGGGCCCAAGGGCCUCAUCAGCCGUCUCCUCGCAUCUAGAUUCAAUGACGUCAGUCCUGCGGAUCUUCGCCCCACCAUAGCGUUGGUCAUGGGUCUCAAGGGUCUCAUCAGCCGCCUCCUCGCACCCAAAUUCAUCGGCGUCUGUCCUGCAUUGUUUAGCCCCACCAUAGCGUUGGUCAUGGGUCUCAAGGGUCUCAUCAGCCGCCUCCUCGCACCCAAAUUCAUCGGCGUCUGUCCUGCAUUCGCACUGGACAUUGGGCCCAAGGGCCUCAUCAGCCGUCUCCUCGCACCCAAAUUCAGUAAUGCACAGCGCGCUGCUCGUAGCGGCACUACGAACGAUGGUGGGGUGGAGAAUGCUACGGCUUCAUCUCAUCCUUCCGCGCCUCCUUUGCCCGUCGGGGGUGGUGGUGAUGGCGAAGGCAUACUCUCUACUUCUUCCGUGCCUACUCUGCCCGUCGGGGGUGGUGGUGAUGUCGAAGGCAUACCCUCUACUCCUUCCGUGCCUCCUUUGCCUGCGGGGGGUGGACAUCAUGCAAACGGCACCAUGUCAUUGCCUACAGCGUCACCGAGCACGAUGAAUGGCAUGCCAGAGGACAGGUGA
Molecule: messenger RNA, 1026 nt
Organism: Closterium sp. Naga37s-1
Lineage: Eukaryota; Viridiplantae; Streptophyta; Zygnematophyceae; Desmidiales; Closteriaceae
Source: the annotation of a GenBank genome assembly